Messenger RNA from Aegilops tauschii subsp. strangulata, 1492 nucleotides. RefSeq names its product protein transport protein SEC13 homolog B. Gene Ontology annotation, biological process: COPII-coated vesicle budding; protein import into nucleus. NCBI's taxonomy places the organism in Eukaryota, Viridiplantae, Streptophyta, Magnoliopsida, Poales, Poaceae. Gene Ontology annotation, molecular function: structural molecule activity; protein binding. Gene Ontology annotation, cellular component: nuclear pore outer ring; COPII vesicle coat. The record is from RefSeq and is a predicted model, not a curated record.
GCUAAGCAAUCAGUUAUCCGGAGCCAAACUCACACCUCUUUACCGUGUGGUACGUUUUCUCUCCCCUUCCGAACCCCUCGCGUCCUGACCUUCGCUUCCAAGUUCCAACGCGGCGGAUCUACCUUCAACUGCCGCGGUGCCGCCUUAGCGUCACCGCCGGCGACUCGAUCCGCCCCCCUCCUCCCGCCACUCGGGGACGCGCUUCGCCCGCCACCGCCACCGCCACCGCCGUUCCCCUUCUUCCUCGCCCCCGGGAGAUCCUGGCCAUAGGAUCUCCUUCCUUCCUCCGAGGAUCAAAGUUCAGGUUGGUGCCAACAUGUCGUCGAAGAAGAUAGAGCUAGACCACAAGGACAUGGUUCAUGAUUCUGCCAUUGACUACUAUGGGAAGCGCCUUGCCACAGCCUCCUCUGACUCCACUGUGAAGAUCACCAACAUUGGGGGUGCAUCUGCCCCGUCCCAGCUCGUUGCGACCCUCACUGGCCACUAUGGUCCUGUGUGGCGUGUCGGAUGGGCCCAUCCCAAGUAUGGUUCAAUUCUCGCAUCCUGUGGCUAUGAUGGCCGUGUAAUAGUCUGGAAGGAGGCUGCCACUGGGCAAUGGUCUCAGCUCCAUGUGUUUGACAACCACAAGGCCUCCGUUAACUCCAUUGCUUGGGCUCCAUAUGAACUUGGCCUUUGCCUUGCCUGUGGGUCUUCUGACGGCACCAUCUCUGUCAUCUCCAUGCGGCUUGAUACAGGAGGAUGUGAGGCCGCAACCAUCGAGCGGGCACACCCUGUUGGCGUGACAGCAGUCUCCUGGGCUCCAGCAGCAGCACUUGGGUCCAUGGUUGGCUCAGAUCAGCUCGUCCACAAGAUCGUGUCUGGUGGCUUUGACUGUGUCGUCAAGGUGUGGGAGUUUGUCAAUGGUGGCUGGAAGCUGGAGAGCGCUCUGGUCUCCGACAUGCACAAAGAGUGCGUGAGAGACGUCUCAUGGGCACCGGUCCUGGGCCUGGCAAAGUCAACCAUCGCCAGCGCGUCCCAAGACGGCAAGGUUGUCAUCUGGACCAGUGGCAAAGGAGGAGGCAAGUGGGAAGGAAAGCUCAUGCGCGACUUCGAGGCUCCGGUGUGGAGGGUGUCCUGGUCCCUGACGGGAAACAUACUGUCCGUGGCUGCCGGCGAGGGCGACAUAACUCUGUGGAAGGAAUCGUCGGACGGGCAGUGGGAGUCGCUGUGGACCAAGGCCUCAGAGGAGCCGCCGCAGGAGGAGCAGGCGAUCGAGGAGGCCAUGCAGUAGGGGAGUCGACACCACAUCGCCCGUGUCGAUUUCGGACCGUGAUUCGUGUUUCUAGCGCCAAGGCCAUGACUUGCUUUCACCAGAUACUCUUAGAGAUACUCGUUGCCAUCUUUUUUGCCGUUUGUUUCUAUAUGGACAAUGUCUGAUUGCACUGUUAAGUUUUAUACUGGUCAUGUACUCUUGUGCACACCGUCAGAAUGUAUCGUCUGUUUGAACUGCUUA